CCCAAAAUUAAAAUGCGUCUAAUAGCAGUUUUAUUCUUUUUAGUGAUAUGUUUUUUUUACUGCGUUACUUGUAAACCUUCAGGUGGAUUUGAUUAUUCUAAAUUCAUUACUGAAGAUGCAGUAAAAGAAAUAGAUGUAAACUUGACGGAAGAAAGUACCAGGUGCGUACUUUGGAUCUACUGCGACAACACGCCUACGCUAAUGGACGUUUCGUGUAAGCUGACAUUCUGGGUUGCAAUUCUAAUCAACAUUUCUUCGCCCAAGGAGAGAUUUUUCUUUUCCUAUUAUUCGUUCAGUUUGAAUGUUUUCAAAAAUAUGUCUUUCACUAAAUAAGAUUAAUUUUCAUCUAUAUAUUUUAUCAAAGAAAAAUUGAAUUUUAUUUCAUUUUUAAAUAUAAUCACAAACUGGAAU
Leptopilina heterotoma is the source of this 411-nucleotide messenger RNA. RefSeq lists its product as uncharacterized. The record is from RefSeq and is a predicted model, not a curated record. Bases 13 to 333 code for a protein of 106 amino acids. NCBI's taxonomy places the organism in Eukaryota, Metazoa, Arthropoda, Insecta, Hymenoptera, Figitidae. The transcript is spliced from 2 exons.